Bipolaris sorokiniana ND90Pr is the source of this 832-nucleotide messenger RNA. RefSeq lists its product as uncharacterized. Gene Ontology annotation, molecular function: nuclear import signal receptor activity. Lineage: Eukaryota; Fungi; Ascomycota; Dothideomycetes; Pleosporales; Pleosporaceae. The record is from RefSeq and is a predicted model, not a curated record. The transcript has a single exon. Gene Ontology annotation, biological process: protein import into nucleus. Bases 123 to 773 code for a protein of 216 amino acids. Gene Ontology annotation, cellular component: nucleus; cytosol.
AACAUGUCAAAGGCGCCCGUCAACAUGGCUUUUCCCAUGAACAAAGCUACACGCUCAGCCUGUAGCCUGACGGCCACCCAAAAGAGCCCUGGUGGUUGAUCGCAUCUUAUACAGUAUCUACAAUGUCCUCUCCUGUAGGCAUAAUAAUAUCCGGCCGCCCUGUCAUUACCGAGCCUUCGUCCAUCAUCUCGCCCACGCAAUCGGCAUUUCAGAUUCCCUCACAGCCUUCUUUCUCCCACAUUGUCGUCUUCCUCCUGCCUGGAGUCGCACUUCCAGAUGGCACCGCUGCUGCCGUAUAUGCCCAACUGCCCGGCACAACCGAGUUUAAACUGCUCGGCGCAAUCGCCAACGAAAAGCCCAGUGCCAUCUUCAAAGUGAACACCAAAGCGGGGAGUCUAGGCAGCGAUGACUCCAUGGUUGACGAAGGAGUGUCCAUGGAUGCAGCAAACGGAAGCACUGCGCUGCUGGCCCUUGGAAUAAGCGUUGAGCCUGCGCAACAGGUCACCGCUGCUAUAGAGCAAAACAAAGCGCAAGCUGCUGCGGGGCCGCAACCAACAGGAGCAAUCCAGGGCAAUGAGCUAGUGCUCAGGGGACAGAGGAGUGUCGAGACAAAGGUUCUCGCACAGAGAAUCAUCAAGAACUGCUACGACUUUUUGACGAGCUGGGGUACGGGGGAUACAGUACCGCUCAAGGCUUUCCAGGCGUGGUGGACCAAGUUUGAAGGGAAAAUUGAGAGAGACCCAGGUUUUUUGGAGAGGGGUGACGGAGGUUGAAUCUUUGGAGACACCAAAAGAAUACCACGAACAUGGCUGCACAGCCAAUGAAUGCUAUG